CAGGAGCAUCGCAUGCUCCUCUAUGCAUCGUGCAGGAUCGGGAUUCGGCCGGACGACGGCAUACGGCUCCACUUCUGGCGGACGCACCGUCUCAAGGGCGAGGCAAUACACCAGAUUGUCGACUACAGCUACGCUGCCGAGCCAAUCGCGAAGCCGCACACCGUACCAGUACCAGCCGACGGAUCGCCCUAUAUAGAGCAGCUACCGGUCGUAGACGGCUUCAGAUGCUCGGACUGCCGUUUCCUAACGACGAGCCGGAAACUAAUUAGGGUCCACCGCUCGCAGGCAGGACACGACCACACAACUAGCUGCCGUGGUAGUAACAGCGGCUGGACUGAGGUACGGCUCGAGACCCUGUCGCCGGGGAGCAAUGCCCGGUACUGGGUACUC
Microdochium trichocladiopsis is the source of this 390-nucleotide messenger RNA. RefSeq lists its product as uncharacterized. The transcript has a single exon. The annotation marks the transcript as partial. NCBI's taxonomy places the organism in Eukaryota, Fungi, Ascomycota, Sordariomycetes, Xylariales, Microdochiaceae. The record is from RefSeq and is a predicted model, not a curated record.